Schistosoma curassoni is the source of this 396-nucleotide messenger RNA. The record is from the annotation of a GenBank genome assembly. NCBI's taxonomy places the organism in Eukaryota, Metazoa, Platyhelminthes, Trematoda, Strigeidida, Schistosomatidae.
AUGAACAGUUUUUACCACAAUUUACCGAAAAUUGAGUUGCAUGCCCACCUUUCUGGGAGUAUUAGUUCGGCGUUUUUGAAGCGUGAAUCAAUUACCAACCGUGAUGUUCAGAACAUUAAUCCAAGUUUUGAUUUUGAAACAUGGAACGGGGAUAUGAAUAGGUGUUUUGAUGCUUUCCGAACAAUCCACAAAUUAAUUGAAACACCAGAGAUUUUGGAGAGAGCUACAACUUCCGUUAUUGAAGAAUUUCAUCAAGAAAACGUCAUUCUUUUGGAAUUGAGGACUACGUUACGACCAAUUCCAACUCAUCGUUCUUAUUUGAAUGCGGUAAUCAGAGGAAUACAGAAUGCACCGAGUACAGGUCUAAAAGUCUUGAUGAAGCGUUACUCACUUUAG